Aspergillus ruber CBS 135680 is the source of this 4150-nucleotide messenger RNA. RefSeq names its product NACHT and WD40 domain protein. The coding region runs from base 186 to 3704 and encodes 1172 amino acids. Lineage: Eukaryota; Fungi; Ascomycota; Eurotiomycetes; Eurotiales; Aspergillaceae. The record is from RefSeq and is a predicted model, not a curated record. Gene Ontology annotation, cellular component: nucleus; transcription repressor complex. The transcript is spliced from 3 exons. Gene Ontology annotation, molecular function: protein binding. Gene Ontology annotation, biological process: negative regulation of transcription by RNA polymerase II.
AUGGAUGAUGAUCAGUUUACCACCAUUCAGCCGCGCCAGCUUAGCUCCGCCAGCUCAGCUCAUCCACUGUCACUCAACAAGUCCGUAGUGUUCUCUUUCCUACAACCAAGUCAAGCUAAUAGCUUCUAUCCACCACUUUCAAAGUCAAAACCAGGCGCUGAACAUAAUUCCUCGGGCUGUCAACCAUGAGACUAUACUUCAGAAAAAAAUGGGAGAAGAUAAAACAUCGAGACAACCGGCCUCAAAACACAGACAGCAAAGACUCAUUUAACUCAGAUCAAUACAAAAGAAGCUCUUCUGCUCAUGCUGAAUCAUCAGCUCUUGCAAGUUAUUCAGAAAAACCACACGAGCCAAAUGAGCAGAAGAGAGAUACUGGACCAAAAGACUUGUGGCAGAUUGCCUACAAGAAGCUAAGUAAUGAGGACCAAGAAAUUUUAUCGGCCGACCGACCCUCUUUGCAAUCAACUCCAACAACUGAGCACGGGAAGGAUACAGAAAUACUGGGAAAAUUGGACGAAGUUAUCCGAUUGACAGAGCAGCAAUAUGAGGACUACCAAAAUAGAGGCUUGAAGAUCACACGGGGAUCUGGCAAAGAAGACAUCAACAUCCGAGAUGCUGCGCACAGAAUACUGGAUGCUACAUUAUCAUCCAAGGACAUCAUCAGCGCCAUUGCAGUUUUUGAUCCUACCAACCAUGCAUCAAGUGCUUGGGCAAUUGUGUCACUUGGAUUGACAAUGACGAAGAACCAUAUUGAUAUUCGAAACGCCCUGUUCAGAUCCUCUGAGUUCUUAGCGGAUGUCCUUGCUCGGUGCGCCUUCAUUGAGAAAACCCAUUACCGCAACAAUCAAUCUGAAACCAAAGACAAGAUUGAAAAAGCACUUGUUCAGGUUUAUACUAGUACAUUGUCUUAUUCAGCGCGAGUACAAAAACAGCACAAAGUGAACUUAGGAAAGAGGAUGAUAGAGAGUGUUCCUGCAGCGUCUAAUCACCCAAUCAUACAAAUUGAGUCUUCCAUCAAAAAUGAUGAGCAAGCCCUACACCAUUGGGUCCAGCAGAAUGAGCAUCUUCAGCAUCGAAAGAGUGCAGAAGUCAUGCUAGACCGAAUCGAUGAGGCGAUUAUGUUAGUCCAACAAGUUGACCAGAAACUCGAUCGCUCCAACCUACGGAUUGCUGAAGGCGCUUCAUUCGACUCAAUCAUGAACCAACAUGAAGAUAGGUGCCUUGAUGGAACCAGAGCAGAACUUAUUCAGCAGAUAAAGGAAUGGGAAAGCUCUGACCAAGGACAAGAUAUCUUCUGGUUGAAUGGAAUGGCAGGGACCGGAAAAUCAACUAUCUCGCGAACAGUGGCAACUUUGUUCAAAGAAGAAGGAAAACUAGGAGCAAGCUUCUUUUUUAAAAGAGGUGGAGGUGACCGUGGAAAUGCAAACAGAUUCUUUUCAACAAUCACCAGACAGCUUAUCACGGCCACCCCUCAACUUGAACCUUGCGUCUUAAAGGCUAUUAAUGAUGACCCUGAUAUUUCCAUCAAGUCGCUCAGGGAACAGUUCAAUAAACUUCUCCUCCAACCAAUCCACACUUUGUGUCAGAACCAGUCUGCUAUAAAGAUGGUGUUGGUGAUCGACGCAUUAGAUGAGUGUGACAGACAGGAUGAUAUACGAGUCAUCCUGGAACUCCUGCCACAAUUACAGAAGCCAACUUCAAUACACCUACGGAUCUUUCUGACCAGCAGGCCAGAAUCACCAAUCCAUCUUGGCUUUCAGAAGAUUGGCAACGAGGGACACCAGAAUUUAAUACUCCAUGAGAUUGCUGAAAAAUUUAUCAGUCGCGAUAUCACCUUAUUUCUUAAAGACAGGCUCUCAUAUAUACGACAAAUACACUCGCUCCCAGAAAGCUGGCCUGGAAAUGAUAGCAUUCAGGUCCUAGUAGAGAGGACAAAACCAUUAUUCAUCUCUGCUGCAACAAUAUGUCGAUUUGUUGGUGAUGAGAAAUGGAACCCAGAGACGCGUCUCACUGCCAUUCUCAAUAACCAAAUCAACUAUGUAACCAAGAUGGAUAACACAUACCUACCAAUCCUAAUGCAACUUCUUACCGGUCAAGAUGAAUGGGAGUCAAAGCAAUUAGCCCAAGAGUUCAAGGAUAUUAUUGGUGUGAUUAUCCUGCUGGCUACUCCACUCUCAGUUAAUGCGCUUGCUCGACUUCUUGAUGCUGGGGCACGUGAUGUCAGUUCUCGAUUAAAUUCCUUUCGCUCAGUGCUCAAUAUACCGGAGGAUCAUGAUAUACCAGUGAGGGUCUUACAUCUUUCAUUUCGGGACUUCCUUCUGGACCCAAAGAUUAAAGACAAGCGAUUCUGGAUAGAGGAGAAAAAAAUCCACCAAAAGGUUAUAGCGCAAUGCCUAAGAGUCAUGUGCGAAGGUUUAAGAAAAAAUCCAUGCAAAUUGGAACUUGGUACACAACGGACCGAGAUUGACCGAUGUUUGAUCAACAAGUCCAUACCACCAGAACUGCAAUACUCAUGUCGUUACUGGGUACAGCAUCUAGAGAAAUGCGAAGACCCCAUGAAAAGGAUGCAUGAUGUUUAUUUAUUUCUCAAAAAGCACUUCCUUUACUGGAUGGAAGCAAUGAGCAUCCUCGGGUUGGCAUCUGAAUUAGUGGGAAUGGUUGACACGACGCGGCAACUCAUACCAGAUAAUGAAUAUUCUGAAUUGUGUGCAUUUCUCCAGGACGCAAGACCGUUUAUCCUCAAAACUAGACAUAUCGCUGACACCGUGCCUCUUCAAUUGUAUUCUUCAGGGCUUAUCUUUGCUCCUAUUGAAUCAAUUAUACGAGAAACUUUCAAGAGAAACAUCCCCGGUUGGUUAUACAGAUUGCCAGAAGUCGAACAAUAUUGGAGUGCGGAGUUGGAGACCCUCGAGGGCCAUUCUCACGGGGUCAACUCGGUGGCGUUCUCGAUGGACGGGCGACUGCUGGCGUCGGCGUCCUUUGACAAGACAGUCAAGCUCUGGGACCCGGCCAGCGGCGCGCUGCGCCACACCCUCGAGGGCCAUUCUCACAGGGUCAACUCGGUGGCGUUCUCGAUGGACGGGCGACUGCUGGCGUCGGCGUCCUUUGACAAGACAGUCAAGCUCUGGGACCCGGCCAGCGGCGCGCUGCGCCACACCCUCGAGGGCCAUUCUCACAGGGUCAACUCGGUGGCGUUCUCGAUGGACGGGCGACUGCUGGCGUCGGCGUCCUUUGACGAGACAGUCAAGCUCUGGGACCCGGCCAGCGGCGUGCUGCACCACACUCUCGAGAGCCAUAAAAUUGUAUAUAGACUGAGCUUCACAGAAGACAGUUCAUGCCUGGAAACCAACUUGGGAAUAUUCAAUUUACCACCAUCAUUUGUCAAUGAUAAUCCUGUUCAUCCGACCAAAAUCGAGAUCCAUAUUAUGGAUGAUAAUUGGGUGACUAUACAGGGUAGGAAACUCCUCUGGCUACCUAAAACCUAUCGACCAGCCUGUGUGGUAGCCCGAAAUGGCAUGCUUGUCAUGGGGCAUGCAUCUGGACGUGUUACAUUUUUUGAGUUCUGUCUGAGCAUUGCCCAAGAUUCCUGCUUCCACUGUUCUUUAUAUUCUAAUCUCUUUCUAAAAGGAGGGCCCGGGAUGAACAAGGUAUAUAAAGCAUUUCAUCCUAUCAAACCACGUGUCUACCUCCUUCUAGUCGUCUAAAGAACGUGGCAAAAUCACAAGUGGCAUUGGUUGUUGGAUUUGCCGUUUACCAUACAUGACAUAUUACCCAUUCAAUCAUAAAUUUAUGCGUGUCAUAUACGGUUUAGCGUCCCCUGGCAUGUAGGGUUUGGAAUUUAUUCCGAAGUCUUUGACAUGGAAACUGAUUUCGAAAUCAUCUGUAUAGCAUGCUUGAGUCUAAUCUGAUUGAAGAUGUAACUUUCUAUCCACUAGAAGUCUUUUCAUCGCCCCUGCAUCCAGAUACAAAGCGAUAUCGAUGCCCCCAUCAUCCACCCCCGGAUCCAUCACCUGAAGACAACCAUCCAUCUUAGGCAUCACCGCGUGCACAUAUCGUGGCUUUUGCCCAGAACCCACAAAGUCCACCUGGUACACAUGGAGCCGCAACCAAGACGUUACCAAUGUAUGCUGCGUGCCCAAAAAUGCCUGCC